This is a messenger RNA of Suillus clintonianus, 2361 nucleotides long. RefSeq lists its product as uncharacterized. The record is from RefSeq and is a predicted model, not a curated record. The transcript has 10 exons. Lineage: Eukaryota; Fungi; Basidiomycota; Agaricomycetes; Boletales; Suillaceae. Bases 1 to 2361 code for a protein of 786 amino acids.
AUGUCAGAUAUGCAAGGGUCACCACCUCGACAAUACCCCCCAGUGGACCACGACACAAUUCCUGACUUCAACGAUGCUGACGAUGGUCACAACGAGCCCGAAUAUGUUCACAACGAGCCCGAACUUGUUGACAAUGAGCCCCUCGAACACCAUCCCCACAGCCAACUCCCCUCUACUAUACACCGCUUCGCUGAAUUCUCCCGCAGCCGCCCAACAGAAGAGCACACGCCUCGUAACAACUCCCCAUGGGAGCCUUUCCGCACGCGGCUCGAUUUUGAAGUAGCGGAGAUCGCACUCGAAGCCGCGAUGACGAAGGACCAAACAAAUCGCCUUCUCGAUCUUUUUCAUCGGUCUGCUAGCGGCAAUGAUUCAUUCACGCUGCACAAUCAUGACGAAGUUCGCUCUCUCUGGGACCUCGCUUCGCAACGUUAUACCAGAUUCCAGCAUGAUACACUAUCUGUUCCCUUCAAAAAGGAGGUGUACGAAUUCGAUAUGCACUACCGCCCACUCUUCGAGUGGGCGCUUGACUUAUUGCGAGACCAAUGUCUCACGCCUCACUUUGUCUUCGAUGCGCAACGUCUCUCGAAGUUCAACGGAGAACAGUUUGUACGUUUCAUUGAUGAGCCGUGGACCGUGGAUGCAUUUUGGAAUGCGCAAUCACAGCUUCCCCCUGAUGCCAAACCAUUGGCGUUUAUUCUCUACGCAGACAAGAGCAAACUGUCGUCAUUUGGGAGCCAAAAAGGCUACCCGAUUAUCGCCCGCAUUGCCAACUUGCCGGUUCAUAUUCGUAAUGGUAAUACUGCGUUAGGAGGUGGUCGUGUCAUGGGGUGGCUGCCGCUUGUUGUCGAGGAUCAGAAGCACACGAAAAAGAAGAAGUACGUGGACUUUAAAAAUGCUGUCUGGCACACGUCUUUCUACCAGCUUCUGGCCUCGGUCGAGAAGCACUCGAAAACGGGCUAUUGGUUUGAGUGUGCGGACGGAAUCCAAUGUUUUCUCUGGCCUUUGAUCUUAAUUUUGAGUGCUGAUUAUGAGGAACAAUGUAUCAUGGCAUUGAUCCGUGGACUUAAGGGGAAGUUCCCAUGUCCAGUUUGUUUAGUUCCGCAGGACGAGCAAUCCGUUCUCCAUACCCACGAGUUGCGCACAUGCCACCAAUCCAAAGAUGUCCUUCGUCUCGCAAGAUCAAUGCCCUCCGAGAAGGAUAAGGAGGAUCAUUUGAAGGCUUUCUCGCUCCGAGAUGUUGAUAAUGUCUUCUCGAAAAUUCCUCACACUGAUGUUCAUUGUGUGCUAUCGGUGGACCGCUUGCAUACAAACGAGGAAGGAUUAUGGGGUGACCACCUGUGGAAGGAAGUUAAGUUUUGGAUUUCGGACCUUGGGCGGGAAGCAGCUGUCAAACUCGAUAAAAAGUAUGAAUACAUUACCCAAUUGCAACCCGAAACCUUUAAAAAUUGGAACUUUCCCAAGAAGCACUUGAUCUCGCACAUAUUCAAUGAUAUUUUGGCUAAAGGCGUGACACGCAACUAUAAUACAAAGCCAAACGAAAAAAUGCACAGUGCUUUGCGAAAAAUCUACCUUCAGCGCACUAAUUUUAAGAAUGUUGCUUCUCAGAUCCUGCACUACGACGAAUGGCUUCUGACCUCGACAACUAUGCGCACCGAACUCGAAGAACUCGACGAGUACAAUCAACGAGACGCUUGUGACCCCGAGACCAAUGAAGAACUCGACGAAAGUACUACUCAUGCGCAUUCAAGUUUAGGAUCGAAGCAAGGCAAUCACUCUUUUUCGGAUAUCACACGUAUGUACGGAACUGAUAGAGCCUUCACCGACUUUCGGAUGAAGCUGAACGGCUUCCUGAACGGCUUUCUACCACAUAAUCAUAUUCCGUUACCAAACGAAAGACGCAUUCACCUGCGCGCAGAGGACAUGAUAAUGGAGUUUCGGUUCUUGCGGGUUAACUACGAAUCGAUAGUUGACUGGCGCGUGCACCGAGACUUACUUCGGUGUAAUCCGAAGUUCUAUGGAUCACCUAGGUAUGACUGCGUCAUGGUUAAAACUGCGGACAAGCCGUUUUUUGCUCGCCUCGUAUACGUGUUCACCUGCUUGAUUGGUGGCACCGAUUUCCCCCUUGCCCUUAUUCAUCCUUAUGAUGUCAAUAUUGCCGAUACUCGUCGAAGGCGAGAUGACAACAUUGGACUAUGGCGUGUGCGAGCCAAACCUCGCUCAUCCUCCGAGAUAAUUUCUGUCCGGUCAAUCAUUCGGGGAGCUGCUCUCGCCAACGAUCCUGAAACGGCUGGGGAUUAUUUUGUCAUCCACACUGUGGACACUGACAUAUUCCUUAGAGUUAAGGCUCUCCAGGUGCAAUGA